GAGCGCUGGCGGUUUGUUACAGCGGGUAGAUCCAUCUGCCUCUCCACAAGGUGCUAUCACAUCCUUUCCCCCCCGCCCUCUCCCCUCCCCACACACACACGUUCAUGGAUUACGCAAAGCAGCUCGCUGAAGGAAGCAAGGCCGUGGUGUUGAGCGGUACCGGGUCGGGCAGGCUCCCCGUGUCCGCUGGCGGUGAAACGGGCGGCUGGCUGAACGGGCAUUCGGAGCCGCCGCAGUGGUCGGCGCAGCCGAGAGCGGCCGGUCAGUGGAAGGAGGAGCGGACGCGCAGCACCGAAGACAAUCAGAUGAACCUGCCGAGCCUGCAAGCUGCGUACUCGACUAUCCUGAGAGGGCUGGGCGAGGAUCCCGGGAGACAGGGGCUCUUGCGGACGCCGUGGAGAGCCGCCACCGCCAUGCAGUUCUUCACCAAAGGUUACCAAGAGAAGAUUUCAGAUAUUUUGAAUGAUGCCAUAUUUGAUGAGGACCAUGAUGAGAUGGUAAUAGUGAAGGACAUUGACAUGUUUUCGAUGUGUGAACACCAUUUAGUUCCAUUUAUUGGAAAGGUACAUAUAGGUUAUCUACCUGAAAGACGGCUCCUUGGUCUUAGCAAGCUAGCCAGAAUUGUUGAGAUUUACAGUAGGAGACUUCAGGUCCAAGAGCGUCUCACCAAACAAAUUGCUGUUGCAAUCACAGAAGCCUUACAACCUGCAGGAGUAGGAGUUGUAGUUGAAGCCACGCACAUGUGCAUGGUGAUGAGGGGAGUACAAAAGAUGAACAGUAAGACGGUAACCAGCACUAUGUUAGGUGUUUUUCGGGAGGACCCAAAGACCCGAGAAGAGUUUCUGACUCUUAUCAGGAAUUGAAAAUCAUGCCCUCGAUGGAACUUCAUUAAAUGUUCAGGAUGUUUAUAGACGUUCAGUAAAUGCUUUGUAUUGUAAGAGGUAGAGAUGUGGGAUUCAUAUUUUCUUGCAAGUCACACUGGUAGAAACUGUAAACUAGGGCUACGUACUUGUAAAACAUUUUAGUUUUAUAAACUAUGACUUUGGAAAAACAGCUGUGCAUCUGAUGCAAUUAAACAGAUUUGUAACAGCUGCAAAUCUAUAAAGUUUGACAAUUAUCUCAAAUAUUUUCUUCUUCCAUAUUUAAGUUGGAAUGAACUAAUAAUCCCAAAAAUACACUAAGUAUUAAAUUUAUUCCACAUAAGUCAAAUGGUUUCUUCCCAACACAGUUCAGAUACUUUCAUUUCCCUUGUCAGUAUUUGUCAAUGCAUCUCAUGUCUUGAAGUUGAUAAUGCAGUGGCAGAAGUUGCAUUGGAGAUGAGAUAACAGCAUAGGUCUUCCCUUCCCAGCCCACUGCACCUCAUGACUGUGCUAUUGUUUCUUCUAUCCAACUUUCCCAAUCAGUAAACUGAGCACCAGAGGCAGAGUUUACUUAUCCAGUAAUGUAGAUCAGACAAACGUCACUUUUCCAGGCUCAGCAUGUUAAUUCCAAAACUGCAUCCCCGUUCUCUUUUCUUUUCAGUCUUAACCAGAAUGCUUCUACAACUACGAUUCUAAUUGGUUCUGAAUGUUAAGCUUUGUAUAUCCACCAUUUGAUCUGGACCACAUACCAUUUGUGACCAAACCAAUCCAUUUUAAUUGUUUCAUCCUGGCAGCCCUUGUUUGGAUAUCACAAUUUUAAGUAAUUUUCAAGUUAUCAGUUCAAAACUAUUCUAUGUAGAAUAACCCUGACUCAAUUCUUCCAAAAUUUAGAAGCCCAGGGGAGCAGUUGUGGUCUCUGUGACCAAAAAUGGAACUGAUACUCACGACAUUGUCUGACCACGUUUCAUUAAGACCUCCUUUAAGUUUACGUAAUCUAAUUCAAUAUACCAUUGCUUUUCCAUGGAAAUUAUAACUUGAAAAUGGCCUAGUCAUGUUGUCAUUUAGAGUCCAAAAAUAUAUUGAUCACUGUCUUGAACGUAUUUCAGUAACUGAACAUUCACAACCCUCUGGAAUACAGAAUUUUAAGAGUACAAACUGUGAAGAAAUUUCGUGAUUGCAUCCGUAAAUGCCUGAGCAUUUAAAGGGAGUCUCUGCUACCUAGUUCUAUAAGGUCUCCAGUGAGGGGAAGCAGCUGCACAGCAUCAACCCUGUUAAGACCUCUUAGAACUUUUUAUACUUUAAAUGAGAUUAUUUCUUGUUCUACUAAUCUCCACUGAGUAUAGUCCAAACCAUUUCUCCUCAGGAACCACCCUCUCAUCCCAGGAAUUGACCUUUCCAAUAUCUCUGGGGCAAGCAUAUCUUUCCAAGAGUAGAGACCAAAAUGCCACUGCAAAUGUAUUUUUUUCCAAAGCCCUAUCCAAUUUUCAACAAGAAUUCCUUAAACUUGUACUCCAACUACAACACCCUUAAUUACACAUUUGCAAUAAAGUCCAUCAUUCACUUUGCCCCUCUCAUUAAUAGCUGUCCCUGAGCACAAAGGAUGCAGCACAUUAAUAAAGUACCAUGGAAUGGAUGGGGAUUAUUUUCAAAUACCUUCACUGAGAGUUCCUAAUACCAUUUGGUCAAUUAGAGCAGAUGUGGGUGGUAGAAGGGAGAGAAUAUUUUCUUUGAGGGAAAAAAUAAAAUUAGGGAAGUUAUAGUAGAUUUAGAAACGGUCAAGAUAUGGUGAGAAAAAUGAUAUCUGGUAAUAUUUUGAUAUUAGCAUUGACAGACUUAUCUCUAAAUGAGAUUACAGACUGCUAUAUUUUCCCGUAUGAAUGUGGAUUACCAAAUUUAAGAAAUUUGACACUGAUAAAUGAUUGAGAUUUUUAAAGUUUAAAAAAAGUGAGAAUCAACUUUGAUGCAAGGAUCAACCAGUCACCUGUUUAUCUGUUGGCAAAGCUAUUCUUAUGACAUAUUUCUAUUUUACAGUGUUUAAAUGUGUAAUUAUUAAUCAAAGCUCUAACACAACAGAUGCAAUCAUUCAAACUAGGGUUUUGAAAUCACAUGUAAUAGAUAUUAAGUUUAAUGAAGUUAAAUGGAAUUAUUUUGAUGCUUGAUUUUAAUGGUAGUGUUAAAAUUCUUUAACGAUACUAAGUUAAUGCCUCUGUUAGAAUCUAGAUAAAGAAAUUUGUAGAAGUGCAUUAGCAGUUGUAUGUAUAUAGUAUAAUUUCAAAAUCCAUAUAUCAAUGAUGAUCUUAACUAUUUAACUAUUUAUAAAACAGUGGAGGAAAAUUUACGUCAAAGUAUUAAGAAAAUAUCAGUGAACAUUUUAAAUAUAGAACUAAUUACUUGCAAAUUAACUUUAUAAUUAUUUUUUAAAUGAACAUUAUCCUUGAGCAUAGACUAAUUUCUAGGGAGUCUGAGAGUGCAAUACUAUGUGCCAGUAGCAGUGUGUCAUUUGAUGAUUAGUACCUCUUUGUAUAAAAAAAAGUUACUUUUUAAAAUAAAUCCAAUUCAUUAUUCAGUUAAGAAUAAAAAUUUGCAAUUAAGGAACCAACUAAUAUGAGUAAAUUUAUGUAAUUAAAGUCUAAAAUGGGUUGUGAUGGUUGACAAAUUUUUUUUUCUGUGUUUACCAGGCCAUUGAUUCCUCUUAUUUUCUAACAAAAAAUAAUCUGUUAAUAUCAGCAUGUUUUUAAGUUUCAAGGUUGAAUGUUGGGUUCAGGAUUUCAUUUAACUCAAUAGUUGAGCAGAUAUUCUAUUUCUAAUAAAGAAGUUUUGAAUGUGGAUUUGUUCUAUAUUUGAUUCAUGUUAGGAGCCAGCAGGAAUUUUGUUUUGCCGCUAACAACUGUGUGUCAUUUACCAAGAUGACAUUGAUUGCACAAGCUUUGUACAAUCACUACUGUAUGAUUUUUUUUUAAAUUGCACUUAAAUGCCACAAGACUUUGAGUGCAUUUUUCUCUGUAAUGUGGAUGCACAAAUCUUUGAUACCUACAUUCCAAAAAUCAUUGUGCUGUAAGCAGAAUACUUCCACAUUACCAUUCUAUGACAUUCCAGGACUCAAUUGUACUCAAGUGAAUUACUGAACUGCUGAAAUGUUAUUGUGCAAUUUUGUAUAAUGAAAACUGAAUGUCAUUAAUUGUCCAGUUUAGCUAUAACAAAGAACACAGAGUCAUCCUAAAUUGUACUCAAGUUUACCGUGAACUCAUUCAAGUAUUUGAAAUUUCAUACUCACUGUAUGUUGUUCUAAGUAUCCUUGUGGGGUGUAUUAGCCUAGAGUUUGUUCACACUAAAAAGUGGCCUUGGACUCUGUUGUAUCUUCAGAAGCAAAUAGAAUUGUUUGUUUUAAUCAUGCAUUUUGUACUGGUUCUGUAUUUUAUUGAAAUGCAUUUGUGGUUUUGGUGCACAUUCAGCACUGUGAUAGUUGCAUCAAAUUAAUAUCUUGUACAUUAGUUUAUAUUGGUUAACAAUUUUAUGUCCAUUAAAUUAUACUUUAAUUCA
This is a messenger RNA of Pristis pectinata (smalltooth sawfish), 4400 nucleotides long. RefSeq names its product GTP cyclohydrolase 1 (gene gch1). Gene Ontology annotation, molecular function: GTP binding; zinc ion binding; GTP cyclohydrolase I activity. NCBI's taxonomy places the organism in Eukaryota, Metazoa, Chordata, Chondrichthyes, Rhinopristiformes, Pristidae. Gene Ontology annotation, cellular component: cytoplasm. The record is from RefSeq and is a predicted model, not a curated record. The coding region runs from base 105 to 863 and encodes 252 amino acids. The transcript has 6 exons. Gene Ontology annotation, biological process: tetrahydrofolate biosynthetic process; tetrahydrobiopterin biosynthetic process.